Rotaria socialis is the source of this 1362-nucleotide messenger RNA. NCBI's taxonomy places the organism in Eukaryota, Metazoa, Rotifera, Eurotatoria, Philodinida, Philodinidae. The record is from the annotation of a GenBank genome assembly.
AUGUCAACGUGGACAAUAAUAGGUAGAAAACCUGCUACAGGCAGCAAUACACGUGUAGAUAUAACUUUUUUCAAAAAUGGAUUUAAUGUAAACGGUUUUGAUAUGGAGGUGUAUGAUGAUGUUCGCAAUGGUCAUACCAAUUUCAAAGAAUCUAUCAAACGAGGCGAAAUACCAAAAGAAGUUUUGGAAUCAAAACAUUAUCAUGCAAGUAACAUCGACUAUUAUUUCCAAGAAAAAGAAGAACUUGGUGAAUCAUUAGCCUGGCGAAAUUACCAGUCGAGUCGGGUACAACUGCAAGAUUAUAACUCCGACUGGCCAAAAUUAUAUCAAAAGGAAAGAGAAAGUAUUCAUAACGCUCUGCGAACAUUCUACAGCCAUAACAUUCAGCCCGAGAAAUUAUUUGAUGUAGAGCAUAUAGGAAGUACAAGUGUUGAAGGAAUGUGUGCGAAACCAAUGAUUGAUCUCUUAAUUAUAGCUGCACACUACGCAAGAGGCUUACAUGGGCAUGGUUGGAACGUUAUUAAUGUUCUAAUCCAAAUGGGUUAUCAGAUGCGAUGCCCUCAAAAGCUUGCCUGUAAUAUUGAAGAUUGGCUUCAUGUAGAUGGUGUUCUCAUAAAAGAAAAGUUCAUCAUUCAUAUGGUUUACGUAGAUAAUUUAUCAGAUACCUCAGCUUCCGAUUUUAUCGCCUUUCGGGAUUACCUUCGUACUCAUCCUCAAGAUCAUUCAGAUUAUUCUGCACAAAAGAUAAAAAUAAGUUCGAAUCCUCUGGCGAUUAAAGAUUAUGCACAAUAUAAGAAUAAGAUUGUCAACGAUUUAAUGGAUAAAGCAACUGUGUGGUACCGAGCAAAUCAGAAUUUUAUACACAUUGGGACGUUUAGUAUGGAUACAAAUCAAUGGUCAUGCUGCUGCGCAAAGGAAAAUGAAGCAAGCAAAGAUGAUAGGCGUAAUCAAUUUUGCUACGUUGGAUGUUACAAUCCAGCGCUAAAGCUUACCAUUUAUCACCCAGGACGAUUCCAGUAUGAUGGAUACCGUAUGGACAAUGGAGCUUGGACAUGUUGUUCAGAUGGAUGGUAUUCCAAUGGGUGCAAGAAAGUUGGGAUACCACUGUUCUUCUCGACCGGGCGCUGUAUACUUGGUGAUUGCGAUCGAUGGGAUGUAGAAGGCGUUGGCCGCUGGUUACAAUCCUUGAAGCAUAUUAAUAAAGACUACACGACUAGUUUUCUGACACACGGUAUUGAUGGAUAUCUCUUGAUUAAUAGUGUCGACGACGAAGUUCUACGAGAUGUAGGAGUGUCUACUGUACUACAUCGUCGGGUGAUAUUAAAGGCUAUAGAUGAGCUGAAGCAGAAGUCGUCUUCUUGA